Messenger RNA from Salvelinus sp. IW2-2015, 893 nucleotides. It is a transcript of the gene tmem70, whose product is annotated as transmembrane protein 70. Lineage: Eukaryota; Metazoa; Chordata; Actinopteri; Salmoniformes; Salmonidae. The record is from RefSeq and is a predicted model, not a curated record. Gene Ontology annotation, cellular component: mitochondrial membrane. Gene Ontology annotation, biological process: mitochondrial proton-transporting ATP synthase complex assembly.
GGUAUAGCCUUUCCCACAGAAUAAGAAAGUGGGUUGGGUUUGUAGGCUUCUGUUGUGUAUGCUAGUUUCAGUUAGCUAGCUAGAUAGUUAGCAAAGAAGCUAGCCAAGGCGGCUUAACUUUAUUAUUUUAGAAUGUUUCAGCUUUACUUUGCACGUGGAUUACGUACUGGUAUUUCGCAAACGUUUAGAAUCCAAUUUGCUGCCCUCCGAUAUGGGAGGCCUGCUUCUCACGCGUGCAGAAGGCUGCCAUUGAAGACCCGAGAACAAUUGUAUCACACUGUCAAAAGGUCGUUUCUCAAUGAUGCGUCUAACAAGGUACAGUUAGCAUCUAUACAGCGGAUGGUCCGCAACUUGUCUACAUCCUCCACCUGCCACUCUGAAGAGGGGAAGCUGAUCUAUUCAGGGAGCCUCGGCAACGCUGUUCGAGGUGUGAAGAUGUUCUCCUACACCAGUAGCGGGGCCAGCCUAUGCGUGAUGCCAUACAUCCUUCUGCAGACGGGCAUCGGUGUUCAGAGUCUGGUGCUGAAAGGUGCCUUCUGCGGUGUCAUCGGUUUCUUUACAUUCCUGACUCCCAUCCUCCUCCACAUCAUCACCAAAGGCUAUGUGGUCCGCCUGUACCACAACCAGGACACUGACACUUACACAGCUGUCACUUACAAUGUCCUCCUGAUGGAGAAAAAGACUGUGUUCCGUCAGAGUGAGGUCAAGAUACCGAGUGUCAGCAAAAUGUUAACCACAUUCUAUGCCGACAAGAAGUCGAUGCUUGUGAACCCGAUGCUGUUCCCACUUCCUCAUGACUAUAAUCACCUCAUGGGUUACGAUAAGCCCUUUUCAUUUGAUACGGAAGACUUGGAUGAUAAUCCAAAUAAAAGUUAAUCGAUUUCUACAGAUAA